Eucalyptus grandis is the source of this 1445-nucleotide messenger RNA. RefSeq names its product flap endonuclease 1-like. Gene Ontology annotation, molecular function: 5'-3' exonuclease activity; 5'-flap endonuclease activity. The record is from RefSeq and is a predicted model, not a curated record. NCBI's taxonomy places the organism in Eukaryota, Viridiplantae, Streptophyta, Magnoliopsida, Myrtales, Myrtaceae. The coding region runs from base 105 to 581 and encodes 158 amino acids. The transcript has 6 exons.
CCUCAUGGUGCGAUAUUUUUGUCUUAUUGAUGUGAAGUUUGAUUUUGUCUCUGUUUUCCAGAAGAAAAAAAAAAAAAAAAAAACCUAUCUACGUAGCUAACUGGAUGUGUGUGCACUUGUGGUACAUGGCUUUGAUACUCUUGCAGGUGACACAACAGCACAAUGAAGACUGCAAGAGACUAUUAAGACUUAUGGAUGUCCCAGUUGUUGAGGCUCCUUCAGAAGCACAGGCACAAUGUGCUGCACUUUGCAAAGCUGGAAAGGUUUAUGCAGUUGCUUCUGAAGAUAUGGAUUCCCUUACUUCUGGAGCUCCUAUAUUCCUUCGACAUUUGAUGGAUCCCAUCUCAAGAAAAGUUCCAGUUAUGGAAUUUGAAAUUUCCAAGAUACCAGAUAAUUGGCCCUAUAGUGAAGCUCGCCUGCUUUUCAAGGGGCCAAUAGUUUCUACAGAAGAACAACCUGAGAUAAAAUGGACUGCUCCAAACGAGGAGGGCUUAAUUUCCUUUCUCGGGAAUGAGAAUGGGUUCAACAUUGACAGAGUGACGAAUGUAUGGCUUCUACCUUCAGUAAUGUGUUGGCGAUAGAGAAGAUUAGGGCAGCUAAGGAUGAGUCAUCACAAGGCCAGUAACUAAAGCAUGAAUAAAUGAAAGUGAGUUCCAAAAUGCACUUUCUUUUUUCCGAUGAAUCCUUUUAUUUAUUUUCCUUCUCUAAGCCAGCUAAGAAUCGAUCUGUACCUGCUAAGAGGAAGGUAUGUCAUGUUGAUAUCUUUAAGGACCGAGCACCUGGAAUUUUCCUUCUUUUAAUGUAUGCGAAGGUGUAAUGUCACACAUUGCUCUAGUGAAGAGACGUCUUCUAAUUAGUUGCUGUAAGAAAGAACAAACCUGGCUAAUAGUGGGCUGACCGACAGUCGACCUGCAAAAGUGAGCCCACAGCCCACGAGAUGGCGAGAGAUCAUGGAAUAGCAAAACCGUCAAUUUUAAAAACACAAUGAGAUAUGACAUACAUACUUGUCAAAUCUAUUUGUAAUCCUACGUAUGCACUUCAAAUUUAUUAGAAGUAAUUUUGUCAUGUGUAUCUCUGAGAAUAUUUAUAUUUUUAUUUACCAAUUUUUCUCUUUAUAUUACUCUAACUGGCAAGAUAUAUAUGCUCUACAAAAUCCACCUUUUGAUUCCCUGAUAUGAAUCAAUAGAAGAGAUUUGUUUAUGGUGUCAAAUUUCAGAGACAUUUUAAAUCAGAUAUCCAUGUAACCUAAAUGUCGAAUUUUGACAAGUUAAUUUGUACAUAUUUACUGUAGAUAUUUACGUGUUAUCAUUUCAUUUUCUGGAAUUUCUUACCAAAGAGCAUGUGUGUAUGUGCUAGUUAGAAAUAACUAAACCUGAAUACUAUCGUCGAUUAGGUCAUUAUUUAGUAGCAAAACAUAAUUAGGUCAUUCACUGUGCUUGUAUUUA